Molecule: messenger RNA, 698 nt
Organism: Nylanderia fulva
Lineage: Eukaryota; Metazoa; Arthropoda; Insecta; Hymenoptera; Formicidae
Product: small integral membrane protein 14
Cellular component (GO): endoplasmic reticulum
Source: RefSeq, a predicted model, not a curated record
GAAGACCUAAUACGAUACUAUAAUGGCCGGAAUGGCUGCGUCGAGUGUAAUUACGGUCUAACGUUGAAAUUGCGUCCCACAGCUGUCUCGCGUCACGCAGUCAUAAUCCGGUUCUCCGUCCGUUCUGUCACGAUUUUGCGGGAGACUACGCUAUACAACCAUCACGAUGAGCGGCGAAGGAUUUGACCCGUGCGAAUGCAUGUGGAAUCACAUAUCCAUGCAACAUCUACUUUCUAUCUUACGACAAUCGCAAAAUUAUUGCUCGGAUACCGAAUGCUUCAGCGUGUCAAGAAUUCCAGGACCGCAGAAUUCAGUUCAGGAAUCUUCAGAUUUUCUCUUUACUUGCUUAAUUAUUGGCUUUAUGGUGCUCAUGUAUGCACUUAGACCGAGAUCCUUGCGACACUCAACUAGGAAUAUUACCAAGAACAACAAUGAACCCGGUUCACACGAUGAUCCACCUUCGCCACCGACAGUGAAUUGAAAACUGAGAUAUUAUGGCAUCGAUGGAGGAUCUACUCCAGAUUUUAUAUCGGGAUCUAUGCUAAUCUUAUAAUGGGGGAAGCAAAUGGUAAAUACGUUAUUACAACACGUGUGUUGUAAUAUACAGUAUAAUAGCGGAAUAUAUCAAUCGUAUCUUGAAACAUAACUUCCUAUAAUAAUCUUAAUUUUAUAUAAUAUAAAGUAUUCUCUUUCUUUUA